UUCAAUUGCUCGUCAUCAGAUUCCCCUCUUCUGAAAACAUACAUCUAUCCGCACUUUGCAGACCUCCUUUAUUUCAUAAACAUCGGAUCACCACUCCUUAAAAGCCCAUCAUCAUCAUCAUGCCUUCCAUCAAGGGCCAGAACAUCCUCGUCAUCGGCGGCUCCUCAGGCAUCGGCUUCGCAGUAGCCAAGCUCGCUGCCGCCGAAGGCGUCAACGUAUCCAUCGCCUCGUCUAACGCAUCCCGAGUCUCGGCCGCCGUAGCGAAGCUCCUCGCCGCCGCCCCCGGCGCCAGCAUCCGCGGAUACACAGUCGACGUAUCCCACGACGACGUCGAAUCGCAGCUCGAGAAGCUAUUCACCGACGUCGUGGCAGCCGCGGGGCAAGCCCUUGAUCACAUCGUGUACACGGCCGCGGUCCUGGACGUGCGUCCCGUGAGCGCCGUGUCAGCGGCGUACCUGCGCGACAGCCUGCGGUUCGGGUACGUCGCGCCGCUGCUGAUCGCCAAGCUCUCGCCGCGCUUCGUCAAGCAGGCGUACACGUCCUCCCUCAUCUUCACGAGCGGCCGCAUCGCUGAGCGCCCCGUCAAGGGCAUGACGGUGGCCGCGGGCGUCGGCGCCGCGCUGUCCGGCAUCACGCGCGGGCUGGCGCUGGACCUGGCACCCGUGCGCGCGAACCUCGUCAGCCCGGGCGCCACGGACACGGAGAUGCUGGGCGAGGGCGAGGCGCGCGAGAAGAUGGUCGCCUACAUGACGCAGGCGGCGCUGCUGGGAAAGAUCGGGACUCCGGAGGAGGUCGCUGAGGCGUAUGUGUACUUGAUGAAGGACUCGAACAGCACAGGUAGCUGCGUGAGCACGAGUGGGGGUGUUUUGGUUCAGUAGGGGGGAUAAGGGCUUGACUAGGCGGUGGUGAUGUAGGGAUAUUUAUUUCAAAUCUUAAAACCGAUGCGUACCUUUGGUACCGUCUUUUUCCGGACUAACCUCGAUAACCUCCUUAGACAGAUCUAUCUUUGUCUUGUCCAGUCCCAAAUGUCUGCUUUUCUUUGCCUGUGUUUGCUGGAUACCUAG
Messenger RNA from Annulohypoxylon truncatum, 1064 nucleotides. RefSeq names its product putative short chain dehydrogenase/ reductase. The transcript has a single exon. Gene Ontology annotation, molecular function: oxidoreductase activity. Lineage: Eukaryota; Fungi; Ascomycota; Sordariomycetes; Xylariales; Hypoxylaceae. Bases 120 to 878 code for a protein of 252 amino acids. The record is from RefSeq and is a predicted model, not a curated record.